UAGUUUGCAUAUGUGCCUCCCACUUCUUAAGGGACCAAAAGUAAUGGGACAGAGUAAGAACCAUAAAUCAAACUUUCACUUUUUAAUACUUGGAUGCAAAUCCUUUGCAGUCAAUCACAGCCUGAAGUCUGGAACACAUAGACAUCACCAGACACUGGGUUUCAUCCCUGGUGAUACUCUGCCAGGCCUCUACUGCAACCGUCUUCAGUUCCUGCUUAUUCUUGGGGCAUUUUCCCUUCAGUUUUGUAUUCAGCAAGUGAAAUGCAUGCUCAAUCGGAUUCAGGUCAGGUGAUUGACUUGGCCAUUGCAAAACAGUCCACUUCUUUCCCUUCAAAAACUCUUUGGUUGCUUUUGCAGUAUGCUUUGGGUAGUUGUCCAUCUGCACUGUGAAGCGCCGUCCAGAGUUUUGAAGCAUUUGGCUGAAUAUGAGCAGAUAAUAUUGCCCGAAACACUUCAGAAUUCAUCGUGCUGCUUUUGUCAGCAGUCACAUCAUCAAUAAAUACAAGAGAACCAGUUCCACUGGCAGCCAUACAUGCCUACGCCAUGACACUUACAGCACCAUGCUUCACUGAUGAGGUGGUAUGCUUAGGAUCAUGAGCACUUCCUUUCCUUCUCCAUACUCUUCUCUUCCCAUCACUCUGGUACGUUGAUCUUGGUCUCGUCUGUCCAUAGGAUGUUGUUCCAGAACUGUGAAGGCUUUUUUAGAUGUCGUUUGGCAAACUCUAAUCUGGCCUUCCUGUUUUUGGGGCUCACCAGUGGUUUACAUCUUGUGGUGAACCCUCUGUAUUCACACUGGUGGAGUCUUCUCUUGACUGUUGACUUUGACACACAUACACCAACCUCCUGGAGAGUGUUCUUGAUCUGGCCAACUGUUGUGAAGGGUGUUUUCUUCACCAGGGAAAAGAUUCUUUGGUCAUCCACCACAGUUGUUUUCUGUGGUCCUCUGGAUCUUUUGGUGUUGCUGAGUUUACCGGUGCGUUCCUUCUUUUUGAGAAUGUUCCAAACAGUUGUUUUGGCCACGCCUAAUGUUUUUGCUAUCUCUCUGAUGGGUUUGUUUUGUUUCUUCAGCCUAAUGAUGGCUUGCUUCACUGAUAGUGACAGCUCUUUGGAUCCCAUCUUGGCAGUUGACAGCAACAGGUUCCAAAUGCAAACAGCACAGUUGAAAUGAACUCUGGACCUUUUUUCUGCUCAUUGUAAUUGGGGUAAUGAGGGAAUAACACACACCUGGCCAUGGAACAGCUGAGAAGCCAAUUGUCCCAUUACUUUUGGUCCCUUAAUAAGUGGGAGGCGCAUUUGCAAACUGUUGUAAUUCCUACACCGUUCACCUGAUUUGGAUGUAAAUACCCUCAAAUAAAAGCUGACAGUCUGCAGUUAAAGCACAUCUAGUUCGUUUCAUUUGGAAUCCAUUGUGGUGGUGUAUGGAGCCAAAAAUGUUAGAAUUGUGUCAAUGUCCCAAUAUUUAUGGACCUGACUGUAUACACACAAUUUUAUUAUAUAUAAAAUAUUGUAGAGAGAGAAAAAUGCUCUCUUUAGGGGUCACAACACCAGAGGCCCUGCCUCUAUGUCAACCCCGAUCCCAGCUUUCUCCUUUUUCACACCAACCCUCAUCAUGUCCUCCUUCACUGUAUCCAUGAACCUCCUCUGAGGUCAUCCUGUUUCCUCCUGCCUUUGUCCAGUAUUUCCACUAUCCCUCUUCUGCAUAUGUCCGAAUCAUCUCAGCCUUGUCUCUAACUUUCUCUCCAUACCAUUCAGCAUGAGCUGUCCUUCUUGUAUACUCAUUUCUGUUUCCUGUCCCUCCUGCUGACUCCAGAUCCCUGAUGUAAUCCCACCCUCACCUUGAACACAUCUGUCACUCCUAUUGCAACCUCACCACUGCCUCACUGUCCUCAUACAUGUCCUGCACCACCCUCACAUCCUGACUUACCUCAUGCAGUACCACAGUUCCUCUCUUAGCAUCCCAUCAUAUUCUUUUGCCAGAUCCACAAAGACACAGUGCAACUCUUUCUGACCUUCACUAUACUUCUGCAUCAACACACUCAAAGCAAACAUCACAUCUGCACUGCUCUUUUUUAGUGAGAAGCCAUACUGCUGCUCAUUGAUCAUCACCUCUCUUCUUAACCUAGCUUCAACAAGUCUUUCUUGGUGUGUCUCAUCAGCUUUAUCCCUCUGUAGUUACUACAGCUCUGCAUAUCACCCUUGGUCUUGAAAACUGGUACCAGUACACUUAUUCAUUCCUCACUCUCCAAACUUGUGUUAAACAAUCUGGUUAAAAAGUCCUCUCUCCUCAACAUCUCUAUACCACCACAGAUAUGUCAUGUGGACCAACUGCCUUUCCUCUCUUCAUAGCUGCCUUCACUUCCUCCUUACUAAUCCCCUGCACUUCCUGAUUCACUAACUUUCCUCCAUCUUUCCUCAUUUUCUGUCUUCAUUAAUGUCUUCAUUAAUGAAGACAAUGAGAGAAUACUUCCAUCUUCUCAACACACUCUCUUCACCAUCUUUAUCCUUAGUCACUCUAACCUGCUGCACAUCCUUUUCAGCUCAGUCUCUGUCUAGCUAAUUGAUACAAGUACUGUUCUCCUUCCUUAGUGCCCAGCCUCACAUACAUCUCAGUAUAAGCUUUUUCCUUUGCCACCUCUAUCUUUGCAGUAAGCCUGGCCUCCCAGUAUUCCUGUCUACUUUCUCCAUGUCCCUGACUAUCGCACUUUCUCUUAGCUAUUCCUUUGAGGAACUACAGGAAAGUGUCCAAGCCACCACCAAGUCUCCUUGUCCUCUUUUCUCUCUCCAAAAGAUACACCAAACACCUUCUUUGCCUUUCUCUCACCAUUUCAGUUGUAUUUUUCCAGUCAUCUGGUAACUCUUCCCUUCCACCCAGAGAAUGUCUCUACUCCUCCCUGAACUAACAACUUCACAACAUUCUUCCUUCUUCAGCUUCCACCAUUUAGUUCUUGUCUCUGCCGUCACUCUCUUCCUCUUCUUGAUGUCCAAAGUCAUCCUACAGACUAGUGUCCAAUGCUGCAUGGCUACAUUCUCUCCUGACACCACCUUGCAGUUUCCUAUCUCUUUCAGACUGACCCUUUUGUUUAGGAUGUAAGCCACCUGUGUACACUUUCUUCCACUCUUCUACGUCACCUUAUGUUCCUCCUUCUUCUUGAAGUAUGAGUUCACCCCAGCCAUUUCCAUCUUCCUAAUUUUGACCUUCUGCAUUUCUCUGCUUAACACCAUACCUAUCUAACACCUCCUCAUUAUCUCUCUUUCCUUCACCUACAUGGCUACUGAAGUCUGCUCGAAUCAACACUUUCUACCACUUUAUCAAACCAACUGCAGAAUUCCUCUUUCUCUUCUAACUGACAUCCAACCUUCAACCUGGUCUCCUGCACACACAGUAAAUCUACCUUCCUUCUCUCCAUUCAUAUCAGCCAGCUCUCUCCCUUUGCCAGUCAUAGUACCUCCACGCUCCUGCCUGUCCUUCUCUUCGACUCCUAACACGCUUCUCCCCUUUCCUCUUCCUUUGUCUUCGAAUAGUAGCACAGUUUCCAUCGGCUCUCUGUUGGCCAAUAGCACAGGAGGCAGUAAUUGUUAACCCAGGUACCGACUGAUCUGAUAUGGAAAUACACCAGAUGCCAUUCCUGAAACAGCCCUCUCUGUUUAUCUGGGCUUCGGAGUACACUCCCAACUCCACCCCCCAUACACUAUCAGUCAAAAAUUUGGACACCUUUUGACUUAAUGUUUGUUUGUUUUUUACUACUUUCUACAUUGUACAUACAAACUGAAGACAUCAAAUAUAUGAAGCAAUAUAUAUGGAAUUAUAUAGCAAAGAGAUAGCUGAUAUGUAACUCUAAAUAUGUUUUAUAUUUUAGAGUCCACCCUUUGCUUUGUUGACAGCGCUGCAAACCUUUGGCCUUCUCUCACUGAGCUUCAUGAUGUAGUCACCUGAAAUGGUUUCACCUCACAGGUGUACCUUGUCAGGGUUCAUUUGUGGAAUUUCUUUCCGUCUUCAUGGGGUUUGGGCCAUCAGUUGUGUUGUCCAGAAGUCAGGUUGGUGCACAGCUGACAGCCCUAUUUGACUACUGUUAAAAUUCAUAUUAUGGCAACAACCAAUCGGCUAAGUAAAGAGAAACUACAGUCCAUCAUUACUUUAAGAACUGAAGGUCAGUCAAUCUGUAUUUAUGCUAAAAUUUUGAAUGUGUCCCCAAGUGCAGUCGCACAAAACAUCAAGCACUACGACAAAACUGUCUCACAUGAGGCCCGCCCCAGGAAAGGAAGACCAAGAGUCCCCUCUGCUGCUGAGGAUACAUUCAUCCGAGUCACCAAAAUCACAAGGAAUGGACAUUAGACCAGUGGACAUCUGUGCUUUGGUCUGAUGAGUCCAACUUUGGUUCUACCUGCCAUGUCUUUGUGCGACGCAGAAAAGGUGAAUGGAUGGUCUUGGCAUGCGUGGUCCCCACUGUGAAGCAUCGAGGAGUUGGUGUGAUGGUGUGGGGGGGCUUUGCUGGUGACACAGUUGGGGAGUCAUUCAAAACUGAAAGCACACUGUACCAGCAGGGCUACCACAGUAUCCUGCAGUGACAUGCCAUCCCAUCUGGUCUGUGUUUAGUUGGACCAUCAUUUAUUUUUCAAUGGGACAAUAACCCCAAACACACCUCCAGAGUGAUGGAGUGCCUACCAGAUGGCCUCCACAGUCACCUAACCCAAUCCCAUUGGAGAUGUUUUGGGAUGAGACGGAGCACAGAGCAAAGGCAAAAGGGCCAACAAGUGCUCAGCAUCUUAUGCGUAUUUUUGUUUUCCAUUCAGAAAGAACAUAACUGUCCACAGCCUUCUGUCAUUAUUUUCAAACUAGUUACACUAAGCUACUGUAAAAAUGCUUAUACAGAAAAAAUAAUGUUUGAUCAUCAUCAAAAGCCAGAUAUUUCAAAGUUUCAUCUAUGAAAUAUCUGGCUUUCCCAUCAUAGCAGAUGAAAUACCUAUUUUGCAUUAAAUUGCAUCAUUUCGCCUCCUGAAGGGCUCGCCAUGAGUCCACUGUGUGUGUAUAUAUAUAUGUAUUUUUUCUCUCUGUGGUAAUUAUACUUUUAGAUAAAUACUAAGUACUUUUCCACUACUGAUGUAUAGAAAAUAAAAUUAGGCUGUAAAUUUAAAUCUUACUUUAGAUAAAUCUUAGUAUGUGCUUUUAUAAUUUGUACUAAAUUAUAGUAAAAAAUAUCAGGGUUCCUUUGUUUGUGCUCUGGACUGUACAAUAAGCCUGAGUCAGAGCUGAGCAGAGAAUUGUAGCUCACUCUGCUCCCAACUUAACUGAUGCCCUGCACCUCCCCCAUAGCUGCUGCAGUGGGGGAGGGGCGGGUGAAUGUUUCCAGCACUUUGGCAGGUCUGAAGGCAAAAGAGAGUCCAAACCAGGACUAGCAAGGUGUACCUAAUACAGUGGCCGUUUAGAGUGUGUGAGAUAGAUAGAUAGAUAGAUAGAUAUGGUAAUGGUUCUUAGUUCUUUUCGACUACUGAUAAGCAUUAAGUCAAUUUAGACUGUAAAGCUAAAUGUUACUUUAGAUCAAUUUUAUUAUGCUGUUUCAUUAUGUGUUUAAACUGUAGUAAAAACAAUGUCAGGCUUCCUUUAUUUUAUAUAAUGUACAAUGUAAAUCAGGUUUCAGAGUGAGAGCUGAGAAGUAGAGAAUACUUUGGCUCUCUGCAAUUCCUCUUUAAGAUAUCAUGACCCAUCAGUGACCCGCCCCUCCCCCCCGCGCACCUGCACUGCACGCUCUCAAACUUUUGCAGGGCAUUGCUUGCAUCUCAACCAUUCAGUCAACGGACGGAGAAGCUGCAUAAUUAAACUGGAGAUUGCAAGAUUUAAAACAAAUUUUCGGCAGGUCGAGGAAGCCAUGGCAGCAAGCCAAACACAGGAGGAGAGUGAUUGCUCUGAGCUGGAUUUCUCCAUUUGUUCAGGCUCUGAAUACGUGCCAAGUCAAAAUUCAGACUUAAGUGAUGGGGACAACCACAGUCUACAAAGUAAGACACUAAAGAUCACUGACGUUUCUAGCAAUAGCGACAGUGACAAUGAAGAACUGAGAAACAUGACUCUUAAAAAGACACCCAGAACAUAUGGGAAAAGAAAGAGAAAUGAUCACAAGGGAGGAAAAAAGGCUAAACGGACUAAACGGAAAUCAGAGGUGACUGUAAAAACAUGUACAAAAAGGGAGGACAACAAACGAGUAUGGGACAAAAAACAUUAUUGUCUUUACUGUGGGAAGUCCCAAGCAAAAAUAUCGAGACACCUGCAGAGGAAUCACAUAGAGAUGAGUGAUGUGGCAUAUGCCUUUAGCUACCCUCUAGGUUCCAAAGAAAGGAAGGAUCUUCUAGAACAACUUCGCAAUAAAGGAGACUUUAAGCACAACACCAAAGUGAUACAAAAAGGCAGAGGACAAGUCGUAACAUGGAAGCAGCCAUCUAAUAAAACCAUAGCAGGAGAAUAUUUACCUUGCCCUUAUUGCUUUGCAAUGUAUAUCAAAAAGACAUUAUGGAAACAUGCGCUGUCAUGCAAAAGUAAAAAACUGUGUGCGUCAAAAACUAGACAUCCUAGAGUCCAGAGUUACGCUGCACGCCUGCUUCCAAUAAAACAUUCAUCUAAAGGAUGUCAGACUAUUAUUAACAACAUGCGACAAGAUCAAGUGUCCUUUCACAUCAGGAGUGAUUCUCUGAUUUGCAAAUAUGGAGAAUCGCUAUAUGCAAGACAUGGCCGUGUGAAGUCUAAGCACCAAUACAUUGCGCAAAGGAUGAGGGAGCUUGGCCGGCUCAUGUUAGCUGCAAAAAAUAUGGACAAGACAGUGAAUGUACUUGAAGAUUUGUGCAAACCAUCAAAAUUUCAGUUUGUUGUCAGUGUUGCCAAGCAUCUUGCAAACUUUAGUCCAGGCAAAAAUGAAUAUGGCAAACCGUCAACAGCAGUCAAAAUUGGAUUUUGUCUUAAAGGAGCAGUCGAGGUACUGAUUGGACAGACUCUUAUGAAUGACGAUGACUAUGCAGAGAAGAAGGCCAAAAAAUUCUUGGAACUUCUGGACAAAAACUGGAGGAACAGUGUAUCUGUCAGUGCUCACCAAACAAUACAAGAAAAGAGGUGGAAUAAACAGGAUGACAUUCCCCUCACCAAAAAUGUGAUUGCUCUGAGGGACCAUCUCCGUACCGUGGAAGGUGAAGCAAGAGAGACACUAAUGCAGCACAUGGAUUUGGCAGCAUACAAGGCAUUGAAUGAGACUGUUUUGGCACAGGUUAUUGUCUUUAACAAGCGACGUGAAGGGGAAGCAUCACGCUUGACUCUUCAGACCUACAAGAACGUAAAAACAAGUCCCAUUAAUGAAGACAUUUAUGAAACCUUGUCACCAUUAGAAAAAGAGCUAAGCAAGCUAUUAACCCGCAUUGAAAUCAGGGGCAAGAGAGGCAGGAAAGUGCCUGUUUUUUUGAGCGACAGAAUGAAGGAAUCAAUCGAUUUGUUGGUGAAAAAGAGAGAAGCAGCUGGUGUACCUGCUGAAAAUCCCUAUCUCUUUGCUAGACCUGGUGGGAUGACACACAUACGUGGAUGUGACUGCCUACGAAAAUAUGCAGACCAAAGCAAAGCAGAAAACCCUGAGCUUCUGAGGUCAACUAAAUUAAGAAAACAAGUUGCCACACUUUGCCAACUCCUCGAUCUUAAUGAUCAAGAGCUCGAGCAAGUUGCAAGAUUCAUGGGACAUGACAUCAGAGUUCACCAGGACUUUUACAGACAGACAGACAAAACCUUUCAAAUUGCCAAGAUAAGCAAGCUUCUGUUUGCAAUGGAGGAAGGCGCUGGCACCUUAAGGGGCAAGAACCUCAGCACCCUGGAGGUUUCUGUUGCUGGUGUAAUUUCCCCAGCUCCCAGCCCUCCAGCUAGUCAAAGAGACCCAGGCAGACCGAAGGAACAAGACACAGAGGUGGAUGAAAACAAUAAUGUGGUCUUCGCAGGCAGCGAUGAUGGCUGUUCUGAUAAUGGUGUCACAGGUGAAAGUCCCAUAGCAGCUACUCAGAGUGAUCCUCAGGGAAAUGAGGAGGAGGAGAAAGGAGGAGGCAGUGAGAUGGAUGAAGACGGAAGUUCUCAGCAUUUCGCAGAUGUAAAUGAAGAGACCAAAGAAGUAACACUCGCCGUGAGAAAAAGGGGAAAAUCCAAAGUGGCCAAAGCAAAGGAGAUCCCCCGUGCGAAGGUCAAGAGGCCAUGGAGUGAAGCAGAGAAGACGGCAGUGCAAAGAUGGCUGGGAAAAUUUGUCGCAGAGCGCAAAGUUCCAAAAAAAGAACACUGCAUGAAAUGCUUAGAAAUGGAAAAAGACCUAGCUAAUCGCUCAUGGAAAGAUGUUAAAAACUUUGUGUACAACACGAUUGUCACUCUGAAUCGAAGGUCUGCUUGUAAAAAACUUUUUUAAAGACCUCUUCCAAAAUAAGUUUACCUUGAUAAUGUUAAGACAUUAUUUAAAAUUUCAUUUUGUCUUCUCAUCCUUGGUUUGUGACUGACUCUGCAACAGUAUAUAAAAUGACAUGCAGAGGCUGGGGACCCUUAGUCAAAAUUUGUGUGAAUGGCAAAGUAAAUGGGAUGUGAUUACCAAAAGUGCAGAAAGAUGCCACAUUUCCUUUAAUAAUUUAAGCAAUAUUACCCUAUUUUCAUCUUUUAUAAGUUCAAAAAAAGAAGAAGGUUUUGGCACAAAUGUUCAAUAAUUAUUAGGGUCCCGUUUGUCAUUAUCACAGCAUUUGAAAGCUUUGGUAGCAAAUACGAGUCUGAUUGUAAUUUGAUUGGCUUUAUGUUUUGGAGUGGUGAACUGUGAGGGCGAUGAAAAUACCUUUACCUAGUGUCUUUUGAGGUAACCCGUUUUGGAUUUUAAGUUCUAGGUUUUUGCCCAGGAUGCUUUUGGUUUGUUUAUUUUAUAAUCUGUUAAAGUACAUUAGGUAUCUAAGUUGUUCACCUUCUUAAUGGCUUAAUGGUUAGAACACAUCCUAAAGUGUCCACCUUUGCUCAGUGCAGCAGAAAACUUGUUUUGGUCUUAUGAUGUUCAUUGGUGAAAAGUUAAAUUUUGGUUUCAAUGAUGUAGGAAGCAGGAAGGUCAUACUGGUACAGUUGUAGCCACCCUAAGCUUUACUGAUUUGGCAAAAGUCAAAACAAACUGAUCAAGUUAUUGAUCACUAUUUUAGUUGUAAGUCAUUAGACUUAAUAGUUGUCUUAAUUGUUAUAAAAACAGUUAUUAUUCCUCUGGAAGGAUGUUACAUUGUGAAAUAAACUGAAUUUGCUCUUGUUGCAGCAUUGUGGGAAUUUCCUUGGUAAUUAUUAAUAGAAUCUAAAGCGGUAUUUGAAAUGUAAUACUACCUUUUUGUUAUGUAGGGGGUUGUCUUGAUAGAUUAUCAGAACUUUUUAGGUAUUCUGUUUAUGUAUAAAGUUGAGACUGUUUAACUUUCACAUUAUUUGGUUGCACUAAAAUGGAAAAUGGCAAAGAGUAAAUGCAAACAGAAAAAAACAUAUAGACAGAAACGAACACAAAAGCACCCCCUGGUGGAAAAUCACCUGAACAGCACUCAAUGACAAGGUCCUCAUUCCGAUAGUAGAAUGAGGUUUUUUUUUACUUGUGUGUUUUAAGACUUUGAGGUGAUUUUUGCUGUCAGAGAGCCACCUAGUGUUGAAAAAUAGCAAAGAUUGGUCUGCAAGUGUAGCAGAAAUGGUGGUCCUCACUUUGAUAGUGCAUUUACCCGGUCCUCGGUCGGCAUGCAAGACAGGAAUGUGUGUGUGUGUGUG
Molecule: messenger RNA, 9763 nt
Organism: Oreochromis niloticus (Nile tilapia)
Lineage: Eukaryota; Metazoa; Chordata; Actinopteri; Cichliformes; Cichlidae
Exons: 9
Coding region: 5865-8408 (847 amino acids)
Biological process (GO): DNA recombination; DNA integration
Molecular function (GO): DNA binding
Source: RefSeq, a predicted model, not a curated record